This is a messenger RNA of Prorocentrum cordatum, 5632 nucleotides long. The record is from the annotation of a GenBank genome assembly. NCBI's taxonomy places the organism in Eukaryota, Dinophyceae, Prorocentrales, Prorocentraceae.
GCGGGCGUACUGGUUGCGUGCUAAGCGUGGCUGUAACGCUUGGAACUGGUGUGACAAGCGAUGGACGUGCAAGGCGUGCGGCACCAGUGCUCCCCCAUGGACGAAGGAGUACCGCUCCGACAAGGCCCCCCCGCGGGUGGACGCAGACGGGUUCGUGCAGCAACCCAGGGGAAGGGCUGAGCAGCGCGCGGCGAGGCGCUCGGCCUCCCAGCGAGCCCUCUCGGGGAGUACCGCGCCCAGCAGCGCCCCCAACAGCAGGGCACGGCAAGCGCGGCCUUGGGGAGAGGCCAAGACCCAGAUCGAUGAGCUGCAGGCGCAGCUCGUGGCGGCCAGGGAGCGCGUCGACACGCUCCAGGGGGCCUCGGCGCUCGGGCUCUCAGCGGACUUCCAGCGUGAGGCGGAGAAUGCCCUCCAGCAGGGCAAGGACCAGGUCGCCGCCCUGGAACGGGCCGUCCAGGAGGCCCAGCGGACGGAGCGCCCACCUCACUCGGUGCUCCACAUUGAGGCCAACGCCAUACAGAAGGUCGAGCGCCAGCUGGCCACGGCACGUACCAAGAGGGAGAAGCUCCAGCUGCAGGCGUCCGAGCUGCGCGAGCUCAUCGCGGAGAAGCAGGAGCAGCUGUCGGCAGCCGAGUUGGGAGUGGAUGAAGUCACUGGGCAGAUUGCGGAGCUGGAAGAGACCAGAGCCAAGGUCACGCAGCAGGCGAUCCAGCGGGCCAACGCGGCUGUCGGAGGCGUUCCGAGCCCGCUUGGGGACGCCGUCCAGGGGUUGCUCACUCAAGUCGGCGCCCUGUCGGAUCUCCUCAAGCAGCACGGAGCCGAGCUGCCCCCCAGGUUUUCCGAGAUCGUCGGGAUUCUCAACACGCAGAAGGAGGCGGUCGCUGAGGUGCUCAGGCCCCGUAGCAGCUCGGCCAGGAAGCGUUGGGGCGACAGCGUCGGUGACGACGGCCUCGCGACUGAGGAUGACGACAUGCCGCUCGACAUCGUGGCCUCUGGUGGGCCUGCGGCCGCCCCUCCCGCUGCCGCCCCGCAGGCAGGGCCGACCGCGGCUGGGCCGCCAGCCACGCGGGCCAGGCCAGCGGACGGACCCUACGGCCCUGCUGCGGCCCGCGGCCAGCACGGGGCGACCCUGGGCGCGUGGCCUCAGGUGGAGCCAUGCCUCGCAAAGGCCCUCGCCGAGCAAGGGGCGGCCCUCUCGGACGGCGACCCCUUGGCGGCGGGCGGCGCCGAGCACCCUUGCCCGAGGGGCACGGCGGGCCUGGUGUCUGGCGCUGGUGAGCGCGCCGCUCGCGAGGCAGCCGUCAUCGGCAAGGCGCCGCUGGUCGACAGGGCAGGAGGCCAGCAGCUUCGAGCUGGCCUCGUCAUGCUCGGCUGCAAUGGCAACACUUGGAGCAGGAGCAUUGAGGCCAUCGAGGCCUUCUUCAAGGCGUACGACUACUGGCCCGACGUAGUGGCGCUGCAGGAGACGAGGCUCCCGCAUGAGCGCCUGCCCAGUGCGGCGGCUCAGGCCCGCGGCCUGGGUUACGCGGCCUUCCUCCACGAGGCAGCGCUGACGGAGAACCAGGGGCCCCAGGCGACCUCUGGCGGCGUGGCGAUUCUGGUGCGAGACGGCUUGCAGGCCGACGAGUCUGCGUACCCGUUGCCCUCGGCCUUGCGGCACCGCCUCAUCGGAGUGGAGGUCGCCGCCGCCUCGGGCCUUCGGUUCCUGGUGCUCGCUGUGUAUUUUCAGCACUCUGUGGGCCCUCGAGGCACCAACCUGGACAUGUUUUCGGCCAUCUCGGAGGCGACGUGCCAUGCCGAGGGCUGUGACCACCUCUACGACUGGUUCGUGGCUUCCGCGGCGUUGGCAGCCUGCACGGCCUCCUGCGCCACCACGCUCGAGGGCUUCGGUCUACACCCUCAUCGCCCUGUCCUGCUUCGCCUCCAGGAUGUUCGGGCGGAUGCGUUGGUGGAGGUUCCGUCCAGGCCCGCACGCUUCCCCGAAGUUGCCCCUGAGCUCCUUCGGGCGCACGAGGACGCGGAGAUUGUGUGCUACUCGGUUGGCAAGAAGGGACAGGUCACGCCUAGGGGCGUCUCGUGGUCCUGGGACGCAGGCACUGCACCGACCAACCUCUCCGUCGCCUUCAGCGAGUGGGCGGCGGCUGCCGAAGGCACCCUGGUCGGCAUCCACGGCAUCGGCCAGGCAGACUUGGCCCGUCAUCUCGGCAGAGGAGAGGGGCCGCGGCUGUCCCUCAAGCCUCUCAGUGCCCUGGUCAGGCGGGAUGCCAGGUUCAGGUUCAGCCUCCUCACGCACCGCUUGAGGAGCUGCCUGGACGUAGCCCUCCAGCGGGUGCGCGCUGAGAGGACUGGCCGCUGGCACCCUCGGCAUGCAGACUGGUACGGGCACCAGGCCGAGCUCAGGGCGCAGCUCUUGCUAGAGGCGGUGCAGGAGGCUUCCGACUCGGUCGGUGGGGCUCUCCCUGGCGCAGCUCCUGAUCGACUAGGCGACCUGGUGUUUCAGGCGGGCGUCCACGGCAGCCCUGAUGCCGUUCGGGACCUCCAAGGGCUGCUCGGUGCAUCGCAGCGCCGCGACGCGGCUCAGAGCGCCCAGGCCUGGCGCAACUGGGCACAGACAGCCGUCGAGAAGGGCGGUCGUCUGGCCCACCGCUUCUCGAAGGCGACGCCCCCGCCGACGGUCAGGGACGCGGACUCGGGCAGGAGGCUUGUUGGGAUGGCAGCGAUUGGAGAGCUCACGAGUGUCUGGCAGAAGCUGUGGCUCCAGGACGGGUUUGCCCUGGGCGCAGGGGCCAGCAGCUGGGACGUUGGCGAGUGGCGGCUGCCACCCAUCUCGCUGGAGCAGCUCCAGGCGGCCUGCAAGCGCUACAGCCCCUCGGUGGGUCUCGGGUGCGACUCCCUGCACCCUCGGCAGAUCCUCCUGCUGCCCGUGGCGCUGCAGCAGCGCAUCCUGGACAUCCUAGCGGCCUACGACGACGCCCCUGCAUCGAUCAACGGGCAGGCGAACCAGCAGUUCGAGGCCGCGAGCCUCUUCCUGGACAUCAGCAAGUUCUACGAGCAUGUGCGUCAUGAUGUUAUCUGGGCGAAUGCUGUGCGGUUCGGGUUCAACCUCAGGCUGUUGCGCGGCCUCCUCACCUCCUACCAGGCCCCUAGGAUGAUCCUCGCGGCGGGCAUGGCUUCCCCCGCCUUCGGCACUACUGGUACGGUGUUGGCUGGGUGUGCGUGUGCGACUGCAGUUGCGAAGCUCCCAGUGCUGGGCGCCCUCCUGGCCGCGGGGGCGACGUGCCCGCUGGUCACGCCGAGGAAUGUUGUCGACGACAUCUCGCUCCAGGCGGUCGGCACGGCCCGACUCGUUAAGCGGCAGAUGUUGGCCUCCAGCUGUGAAGUGGUCCGCCUGCUGCGUGAACAGCACCUCCCACUCAACGAGAGUAAGUCGGUCUUCCUGGCCUCGUCGCCGCUGCUUGCCAAGGAGCUUUCCGAGGCGUGGGCAGCGCAGGGCUUGACCUUCAAGAGGGGACUGCAGGCGAGGAACCUCGGCACCGACGCCAACAUCACUCGUCGUGGAGUGCAUGAAGGUGCUGUGCGUGCGGUCGGCGGCCUUCGGCGUGGACGCAGGCUCGGGGUGCUUCGCUCAGCUGGUGCGGCGACCGAGAUGGUGCACCGAGCUGGGCCCACCGCAGCGAUGCUGUGGGGGCGUACUGUGACUGGUGUACCUGAUAGGGAGCUUCAUUCGUGGCGCUUGGCGGCUGCGCGCUCGGCUGGGAAGUUCCCCAAGGGCGCCUCACUCGGGCUGAGACUCAGAGCGGUGGAGGUCAUGCGGUCCAUCGACCUCGACCCGAGCCCCGCGCUGCUUCGUGCCGCUGUGCAGAUGGCGGCCAGCCUCCUUCAGUCGGGGGAGGUCCCGCAGCGCAUGUUCGUGACUGCCUUGCAGGAGGCGGAGCGGAGGCACGCGGGAGCAGCAGCCCCAUGGGCGCACUGCCGAACGCCUGUGGAUGCCUUGGCCCUCUCGCUCACCAGGGUGGGCUGGAGGCUCGUCCAAGGCACCUGCCUCGCCACCGAUGACGGCCACAUCCUGGACCUGCGCAUGAUGGGGCCGCGCGAGCUGGGCCUGCUGGCAGCGGCAGGGGCGCGGCGUGCUUCGGACAGGUCGGAGCUGGCCCGCCUAGGCCACGGUGCGCUCCCCCCGUCGCCCCUGUUCUGGGAGGCCUUCUCGGAGGUCCUCGGGCCUGGCAGCAAGCUCAGCCCCAGGGAGAAGGCGGCGGUGGUGAGUUUCCUUUCCAACGCCCACUGGCCCCAGACCCGUCUGCACUCGGCGGGGGAGAGGGAGCACGCUCGCUGCUGCGCUUGCGAUGCACCCCGCGGCAGCCUCUGGCACAGGCUGUUCGAGUGUCCCGUCCUCGCGGGGCCGAGGUCGGAUGCCAUGGCGGUCAUGUGGUGCAAUCGCCCCGCCGACGGUCUCCUCGGGGGGCGCCUCUACCUGGAUGGGUCGGCGCUCGACCCCGAGCACGAGAGCCUACGGCGUGCGGGUUGGAGCAUCGUGCAGUGCGACUCCGACGGCAACAUGGAGUGCGCGGUGUACGGCAGCGUGCGCCAAGACCUCUGCCCUUUCCAGACGGCCAAGGACGGCGAGGACUUCGCGGUCUGGAUGCUGUCCCGCUUCCUGGGCCCGAGUGUGGACGAGAUCCUCAUCGAUUGUGCGUCUACGGUCAGCUGCCUCACGUUGGGCAAGAGGUACGCGACGGCAGCCAACAAGCCCAAUGCCCAUCUCUGGGAGGGGAUCUACGCUUCGCUGGACGUGGACAUGCUCAAGGUUACCAAAGUCGCAGCCCACUGCACCGCCAGAGACGUGAUGGAUGGCAAGAUCACGGAGGCGGACCUCCGCGGCAACGGUCAUGCCGACCGCUGGGCCAAGGCAGGUGCGGAGCUGCACCGCUCCAGCCCCGUGGCCAGGCGCGAGUUCUUCGGCACGAUGGAGGUGGUGAGGGAGCUCUCAUGCUGGGUGGCGCAAGCCUCCCUCAUCUGGCAGGGGAUCGAGGUCAAGGACUGCGAGGGCCUACCCGAGGGCAGCGAGCGGACGGCUGUCUCCUUCGCCGUGCCCGUGGUGGAGCCCGCCAGCAGCCGCCCGUCCGACUCGGGUUCGGGCGACGGGUGGGCCUCGGCGGCGCGCGCUGGACUGAUCGCGUGCACCCACUGUGGGGCGUACGCGCGGCUGGGCGGGCGCUCUGGCGCGGCGCCCAAGCUCAAGGAGCAAUGCCCAGGGUCUGCUGGGCUUCCCAAGGGCAGGCGCGACCAGAAGGCACGCUGGCAGCAGGGACGUCAUCCUGCUGGCACGCCCCACAGCGGCAGCAAGCGGGUCGGCGCGGCAGCGCCCAGCCUGCGCAAGGAGGACGUGGUGCCGAUGGACGCCAGGGUGCGCUUCCUGCAGUGGCUGGGUGUCCGCCCCGAGGAUGCCCCUGGCGGGGAGGCCGCCGGUGCCAGCCGCGUGCCCCCCAGCGGCGCGGCGGCCGCUGGCGAGGCUGCGGCGGAGCCGCUGGCGCCUGGCCCCGCGGGGGCCUCGAGGGAGGCAUGGCUUGGCGCCUACGGCCUGGACGAGGCGAGCCUCUUUGAGUGGUCAGCAGCUGCUGAGUCGGCGCGUGAG